Messenger RNA from Rotaria sordida, 372 nucleotides. Lineage: Eukaryota; Metazoa; Rotifera; Eurotatoria; Philodinida; Philodinidae. The record is from the annotation of a GenBank genome assembly.
AUGAAAAUACUUCUCGAUGAUGGUGGCAGUCCAGUGUCAACUUUAGAAUUCGAAGUUGUCAAUAAACGUGAUGUUGGUAAAAGCAGUUUAUUAGAAUGUUCAACAUCAAUAAUUAAAAAUUUUACAGCUUGUUUAUCGUAUAUUAGAAAAAAUGAAUAUCGUUUAAAACAAAAUAUAUUUACAAAUACUGCAUUUGAUUUAGAAUAUAUUCUUAAAGGAUCAAAUAAUGAACAAGUUGAUGGUGUUAUAUUUGAUUCUGUAUUACUAAUUGAUAUAACACGAUUAGAUUUAUUUACAUGUUGUUCACAAGAUGGACAAGGUUGUGCAAAAUAUUUUGAAGAUAAAAAUUCAAUGCGUGCACUUUAUACUUAG